UGGGUCUUUUAGUCAGGGGCGGGGCUGAGCUGUCUUGACCCGGACCCCCAUGCCCAAGCUAGAGAAGACUGCUUAUCUCAUAUACAUGUGUAUAUAAUUAUCUGCUCAUUGAUUGCCUACCGUCUUUUUUCUAAUCACGGUAUCUACUGCUCUAGCUAGCCAUGAGCUUUGAGGUGAGCUCUGAAAUGAAAACAGCUUUCAAUCAAGAUGGCUACGUCAUUAUAAGGGGUCUGUUGACAAAACAAGAGCUGUCCCGACUGCAGCCUGCCCUGGAGAAGGAUGAUGGAGUGGUGAAGCACUCUUACACUGUCGAUGAUGGCCAUGGACGCUCUAGUCGAAUGUGCUUGUGGAAUCACCCUGGGAACGAUAUCACAGGCAUGAUUGGCCGAUGUAACAAGGUUGCCGGGACGAUGAGUACUCUCCUGGGAGGAGAGGUGUACCACUACCACACCAAGCUCAUGAUGAAGGAGCCACACACUGGGGGGUCCUUUGUGUGGCAUCAAGACUAUGGGUACUGGUACAACAAUGGGUGUCUGUUUCCCGACAUGGGGACUGUGUUUAUUGCUAUAGACAAGUGUGACCAGGAGAAUGGUUGUCUCAAGGUGCUGCGAGGUUCACAUUUAAUAGGUCGGAUUGAUCAUAAGCGAGUGGGUGGACAGACAGGAGCUGAUAUGGAAAGAGUGGAGCACAUUAAGAAGGUGCUGCCCUUGGAGCAUGUUGAGAUGGAGUCUGGUGAUGCCCUGUUCUUCCAUAGCAACCUCCUCCAUUGCAGUGACCAGAACCACAGUGCACGGAGGAGAUGGGCCUUCCUUAUUGCGUACAACAGGGUCUCCAACAGUCCCGUAAUCGAGCACCACCACCCUCAGUACACGCCACUGGAGAUGGUAGCUGACUCGGCUAUAAUGGAGUGUCCACUGGAGGUGGAUCUGAAAGGCAAGGAUUUCUUGGAGCCUGACAAGGACAAGACAUCGUGGGGGAGAAGAGUUGUCAGUUAACUAGAGAAGACAGUAUAAUAAAACUUUUAGCACUGUCUCAAUGUUUGUAUGUACUAGACUAGCUGCGUUCUUUGGUCAUGAUUAUAAUUAUUUUUGAAACGUACAGAGUUCAUAAAAAAAAAACUGAUACAUAAA
Halichondria panicea is the source of this 1130-nucleotide messenger RNA. RefSeq names its product L-proline trans-4-hydroxylase-like. Bases 162 to 995 code for a protein of 277 amino acids. The transcript is spliced from 7 exons. NCBI's taxonomy places the organism in Eukaryota, Metazoa, Porifera, Demospongiae, Suberitida, Halichondriidae. The record is from RefSeq and is a predicted model, not a curated record.